CUGCAAUCUUCCUAUCAAUCGCUGUGAUCAAUUACAGAGGUGAAGAGAAAUGGAGUCUAUGAAGGAGACGGCGGUGAACAUCGCGGCGUCGGCCAAGUCCGGCAUGGAGAAGACCAAAGCCGUUGUUAAAGAAAAGGUGGAGAAGAUGACGGCGCAUGAUCCACUGGAGAAAGAGAUAGCGGAGGAGAAGAAGGUGGAGAGGAUCCGGCAGGCGGAGCUCAACAAGCGGGAGGUUUACGAACACAACCCAGCCGCCGGGGAGACCCACAGCUACUCCACCACCGGGGCCAAAGGUCAUCCGACCGGAGCGCAGCAGAUGUCGGCUUUGCCGCGACACGGAACCGGAGAGCCGGCAGGGAGGGUGGUGCCAUCGCACCCAAUUGGAGCCAGCACCGGCACCGGCACCGGCCGGACCUCCGCCGCCCACAACAGCCGUGUCGGCGCCGACACCAAUAAGGGAUAUGGAACUGGCGGCGCCUACAAUUGAACGGAAAGAACUUUCAGUUUCUAAAAUACUUGAGUUUUUAAUUUUAGUUUUUAGGGUUUUUUUUUUUUUUUUUUUUGUAUUUUUUCAGUUUUCAAGCAAAAUUUUUCGGUUUUUAGUUCCUUUGUAUUUUUUACUUGUAGUUUUUAGUUUGGGAUCAACGAAGAUAUUAUAAAAAAAUAAAAUUAUUUUUUAAAUAACACAAAUACAUCAAAAAAUGGUAUCGAGAAAGGGGUUGCGUCUG
Molecule: messenger RNA, 728 nt
Organism: Diospyros lotus (date-plum)
Lineage: Eukaryota; Viridiplantae; Streptophyta; Magnoliopsida; Ericales; Ebenaceae
Product: late embryogenesis abundant protein 46
Exons: 2
Coding region: 50-487 (145 amino acids)
Biological process (GO): embryo development ending in seed dormancy
Source: RefSeq, a predicted model, not a curated record